AUGAGAACUGUACUGUUCACAAUAGCAUUAAUAUUACUACUUAAUGCACAUAAUACAAAUGCUGAGCAGUAUUACGAUCCAGGAUAUAUGAGUAUUAUCCUUACAAAGAAAAAAUCUGCCUAUAGCCAAGCUUUAGGAGAUUUCAUUAAGGUAAACAAAGUUUACAUAGAUAAAAAAUAUUCUAUAUUAAAAAAACGUCAAUCUCCAUUUUCGACUAUAACUUUAACUGAUGAAGAAAUUUCGAAAAAUGAUGUGGGUUAUUUUGGUCCUAUAACAAUUGGUAAUCAAAAUUUUACAGUAACUUAUGAUACUGGUUCUUUGGAUCUUUGGGUUCCAGAUAUUUCAUGUAACAUCUUUGCAUGUGGGAAUCAUAAUCGAUUUGAUCCUUCAAAGUCUUCUACAUUUCAAUCAUCUAAGAAUAAUUUCACUUUAUCUUAUGGCCUUACUGUUAACCAAUCUGUUACUGGUUAUGAAGGUCAAGAUACAGUCAUAUUUGGCGGAAUCUCUAUCACACAACAAAAUUUUGGAUUAGCGACAAAUGAACCUUUUGCAGAUCUAGAAGAAGACGGAAUUCUUGGUCUUGGGCCUCUGAAUGUAGCUGGAUUUAAAACGAAUGGUAUUAUGCAAUCGAUAAAAGAACAAAAAAAAUUAUCCAAAAAUAUGAUUGGAUUUCAUUUGGGAAGAGAAAAAAAUAAUUCAAAAGAUAUAAGCUUUAUGACACUUGGUGGUGUUAACCAAGACGCUAUUAUAGGAUCAAUUGGAUAUAAUAAUGCAAACAUUUCAUUAGGGGUUUGGAUAAUCUCAUUAAAUGAUAUUAAGGUUGAUGGAAAUUCGGUUGGCACCUUUUCACCAGCUCCAGCUGUUAUUGAUACUGUUAAUGAAAUUCAUUCUCAAAUUCCUGGUGCUAUUCUUUAUCCACUAGAGCAAGGACAAGUAAUAGAACAAAUUUGGGCUAUUCCAUGCAAUACAAAAUCUGUAGUUUCAUUUACAUUUGAUAACGGUUCAUAUUCAAUUGACCCUGCUGAACUUAUUCUGAAUACUAAUGAAUCAAUGUGUGUUUCAGGUAUUCAAUCAAAUCCUGAAAAUUUUUGGUUAGUUGGUGAUUUGGAUUUGCUCAGACAAGAAUAA
Dentiscutata heterogama is the source of this 1128-nucleotide messenger RNA. The record is from the annotation of a GenBank genome assembly. Lineage: Eukaryota; Fungi; Glomeromycota; Glomeromycetes; Diversisporales; Gigasporaceae.